Molecule: messenger RNA, 3245 nt
Organism: Danaus plexippus (monarch butterfly)
Lineage: Eukaryota; Metazoa; Arthropoda; Insecta; Lepidoptera; Nymphalidae
Product: RUS family member 1
Exons: 9
Coding region: 191-1768 (525 amino acids)
Source: RefSeq, a predicted model, not a curated record
AAAUUUUGUUACUGAGGGUAACACUAUAUUGACUUUUAUUUGGUAUCAUUUUGCCUCAAGUAAAUAACUAAUAUCUUUAAAACGUGAAAUCAGUUAGCCGAUCCGUGUUUUUUGAUUUCGUGGCAAAAUGUACUCUUAAAUACGUAUAUCGUACAUAUAUUAACCCAGUAAUUUAUCAAUAACUUUAAAAAUGUCUUCAAACGAGGGAGAGAUAUUGCUACAAGAAAAAUAUGGAACAUCUGCUAAGGAGAGGUAUUAUGUUAAAGCCGCAGAUCAAUUGCCAAUAGUAUUAGUAGUCAAUGAGAAGUCUCGCGACGUCGCUGGAUUAUUCGCUAAAAUAUUUCUCCCCCAAGGAUAUCCUAACAGUGUCAGCAAAGAUUACAUUUUUUACCAAAUUUGGGACACUGCUCAAGCAUUUUGCAGCACUAUUACAGGUAUACUGGCCACACAGGAAGUUUUUCGUGGGGUGGGAGUGGGAGAUACAAAUGCUUCACCAUUAGCAGCCACUGUUACUUGGGUGUUCAAAGAUGGCUGUGGGCAUAUUGGGAAAAUAUUAUUCGCUUAUACCCAUGGAACAUAUUUAGAUGCCUAUAGCAAAAAAUGGCGUCUGUAUGCAGAUACAUUAAAUGAUGCUGCCAUGUGUAUUGAAAUAGCACUACCAUUGUUCAAGAAUUAUAUUACAUUUGCUCUCUGCGUCAGCACUUGUAUGAAGGCUAUUGUCGGAGUUGCGGGGGGUGCUACCAGAGUGGCAAUGACCCAACACCAUGCUCUCCGUGGUAAUCUCGCUGAUGUAUCAGCUAAAGACUCCGCCCAAGAGACUGCUGUUAAUCUUAUAGCUUCUUUCGCUGCACUGUUCCUAAUAUCUUUGAUAGGGAAUUCGGUGACGAUAUUUAUAAUAUUAUUAAUUAUGCAUAUUGUAUUCAACUACAUGGCAGUCCGGGCAGUUUGUUUACGAACACUGAACGAACCCCGUUUCUUACAAGUAAUUGACACAUACUUGCGGAAGGAGGUAAUUGCCAACCCAUGUGAAAUAAAUCGUAACGAACCCAUUAUUUUCUAUCAACUGGGACCCAAUUUGUUAGAUUUAAAAAUAUGCGGUUUUCAUAUCAAAAUUGGCGACUCGAUAUCGAAGAUUUUAAACUCAAGAACUAAUGCAGUGUAUAUAAACAAACUAAAGGAUAUUUAUAACGAUAAGAAAUACAUAAUUCAUCCUGAUACCGGAAACAGAGUGAUGUACGUUUUUCCAAAGGAAGAUGCGUCGGUAGACGACAUGCUAUGCGCUUACUUUCAAUCUGUUUUGCUUGCGAUUAUUACUUGUGCUAUUAACGACCACCAAUUGGCUAUAUUCAGCUCCAAUAAUAACACGAAGCCAUUCGCUCAAGUGUGUGUGACACUACAAUCAGCUGAGUGGAGCCGGGCUACCGGUUCCGGGGGAGACUUUCAAUAUGAACCGUCUUAUGAUCUGCAUCGUUAUGUUAAGAAUAUAGCUAGCGAUGAAUGGACAGCCAUCAGAGAAGGUCUUUUGCAGACGGGUUGGGAUCUAAGCAAGCAUUUAUUGAUAGUAGAUGAAUGGCGAUUAUGUAGUGAAAAUGUCACUCCUGUAGCUAUACUACCUGAAGAAGUGAAGUACAAUCGCCCGAUCGCUAUACCAGAAACUCGCAAAGAAUCUUUCACGAUUGAACCGGACACAUCGGAUAGCACACUCAGCAAUAUACCAGAAGCCACAAAAUCGAAAACCGAUUUAAACUAUCGUUUAAAAAAGGAAUGACAAUAUCUGUUUCUAACUCAUAGAGUUAGAAAUUCACGUCCUAAAUGCAAGUUGUAAUAAGUUUUAUUUGCAAUACUAUUUAAUGCUAUUAAAUUAAUGCUAUUAAUUUAAUAUAUUUAAUGCUAUUUAUAAAGUAAGUAACAUGACUACAAGAUUGCAAAAUCACAUUAUAUAUGAAUUUACCAGUUUUUUAUAUUCUCGCUCAUACUAUCAUGUGUGAAGAUUUGUGAAUGAAAAAUUUGGAACGCUCUGUAUGUAAUCUGAAAUUGCAAACUUGUAAUGGUACAGGCGUGUAUAAUAUGCCGUUAAAAAUAUCGCAUGUAUAUGUAUAUGUCACACUUAUAAUAUUAUAUUCGGAGUGACGCUGGUGAUUUUAAGUCAUGAAUUAAUUAUUACAAAUAAAAGUUUCAAUACAAAUACAUAAUUUAUUACUAAUAAAUCUUAUUUAAAACCACACAGGUCUUCGUUAAAAUUCAAUUAGUUUCAAUGGACGCAAUGAUCCUUUUCAUCCUUGUGUUUUAUGCUUCCUUUUGGAUCUGCAUAAUAAUAUAGAAUUUAUUAAUUGUACUUACAUAGUUGGGUAAAUAUAAUUUCCAAAACUGUUCUUUUUUUAAAAAAAAAAUAAUAAUUAAAAAAUUACAUAAAAAUUAUGUAAUUCGCAAAGCAUUCAAGUUUAAUAAAUAUAAAGAAAAAGUCUAUUAAAAUUACUCAUAAUACAUUUCAUUAAAAUAACGCCCUUAGAAAUGCUACAUGCAUUUAACGUACAACUGUCGUACCAAUUAUAAAGACGUACAAAUAUUAUAAAGGGGUUUAUUUUAUUAUGAAAUAAACAUCAACACGGGUAAUAAAACAACAAUGUACUACAAGAUACCGAUUUAUUCUUAGUAUUGUCAAUUCAGUGUUGUCGCCUCAAUAUACGCUGAUAGAACAAUGCAUGACAUCACUCGUUGAUAAAUUAUCGUACAACUCAUACAUACAAUCAAACUACCAGACAUUUAGCUAGUUUUUUUAAUCAUACGGUGUUCCUGAUCGGUAAAGAAAAAUGUUACGAUGGAUACAUUUCAGAACUUAAAAAUCAUUGAAAUAAAUUACAUCAAUACUUUGGUAACUUGAUAUCAAAUAAUUUAACUACGUGUUUUAGAAAUGAUUUAAUAAAUAAAUUAACAAGAGAUAUGUCAGAUUUAAUCCGAUUGUUAUAUGUUAAAACAAUAUCGAACGUGAUCUAUUAUAUCUCUUGUAAAGCAUAGAUCUAUUGAAUCUAAGUACAAUGAAAACGAUUAAAUACUGAAAACUACUGAGCAUCGAAUAUUUAUUUAAUGUGUAGGCCUGAAUAUUAUGUCCACUAUGAGAACAGUAUGCACAGCAUACCGUCACAAAAUUUUACUAUGAAAAACCCUACAAUUAAUUAUCCAAAUGACCCAAAGUUAAAAAUUCUCGAUCGUAGUAUGGCAGCUAAUUGGACCGAUCACGUUUGAAA